AUGCAGCACUCCACAGAAACCACACCCUCCCAGCUGUCCCCGCUCCUCCGCCUCCCAAUCGAGCUCCGCCGCCUAAUCUACAGCCACGUCCUCCCCCACACCACCACCUUCGAAGUGCGUUUCCAGCACCCUCCCGACCCACCCCCAAAGUCCGAAUACAAUCUGACCUUUGUGCGGCAGAAGAACGGCGACGGGGGCUGGCGCAUGCAACGCACACUACCACGCACAGAGCGCGAGACAGGCAACGACAUAGUCUGGCGGCGCGGGCACACGAGCCUCCUCGCCGUGUCGCGAUACGUCCACGAGGAAGCUGCAGACAUGCUAUACGGAGACAAUACCUUUGUGAUUGACGUGACGUUCGACGCGAUCAACUUUCGGUAUCGAUGGCGCACGGCGAAUAAUCUUACGCCGAACCGGACGUAUCCGUUCUUGGAUCACUUCUCGCAGAGGAAUCUGCUGAGGAUCAGGAAUUAUGUUGUUAAUGUUGAGUCUGUGGAUGAUUAUACGGGGAUGAUCAAGUAUAAUUGCGGGGGCAGAGGCUUGCCGGCUGGCAUAAAGAGUAAAGUACGGGAGCUGGUUGAUCUGUUGGCUGUUGCGCCGCAGAUAUAUCGGCUGCAGGUGCAUCUGAUAGAUGGCGCGAUUAGUCGCGUGAGGUUUCCCAGUGGACGGGUACAUCGUGUGCAGGACGAGAGUAACUAUGCGCAGACACAGCUAGUGCUUGAUCCUUUUAGGGCUGUAUAUGGAGUCAGGCAGGCAGUUGUUAGUGGUGUUGAUGAUGAGUAUAAAGAAGCCCUGGAGAAGAGCAUGACUGCCGACAAGACACACUGA
Molecule: messenger RNA, 828 nt
Organism: Alternaria arbusti
Lineage: Eukaryota; Fungi; Ascomycota; Dothideomycetes; Pleosporales; Pleosporaceae
Exons: 1
Coding region: 1-828 (275 amino acids)
Source: RefSeq, a predicted model, not a curated record